Mirounga angustirostris (Northern elephant seal) is the source of this 4009-nucleotide messenger RNA. It is a transcript of the gene ETFDH, whose product is annotated as electron transfer flavoprotein dehydrogenase. Gene Ontology annotation, cellular component: mitochondrial inner membrane. Gene Ontology annotation, biological process: electron transport chain. The transcript is spliced from 13 exons. Lineage: Eukaryota; Metazoa; Chordata; Mammalia; Carnivora; Phocidae. The record is from RefSeq and is a predicted model, not a curated record. Bases 217 to 2070 code for a protein of 617 amino acids. Gene Ontology annotation, molecular function: electron-transferring-flavoprotein dehydrogenase activity; iron-sulfur cluster binding.
CCAUAGCGUCAUGUGCGGCGCCGGCGCAGAGCGAGAAAGAGGCGGGAGCACCGUGAAGCCAAAGCGUUGGGCAUAGCUGGGAGGCAAACUUCAGUGGAGGUGUUUGUCUUUUUCGGCAGGUGAUGGCGCCCCCCGCGGCCUAGAGGUCCAGCACCCGCGGUGAGCCACAGACAGCCCUUCCGUUGUGUCCCACCGAGAGUCCUGGGACCAGUGAAUAUGUUGGUGCCGCUAGCCAAGCUCUCCUGCCCGGCAUAUCAGUGCUUUCAUGCCUUAAAAUUUAAGAAAAAUUAUCUACCUCUGUGUCAAACAAGAUGGUCUUCAACUUCUGUUGUACCUCGAAUUACUACCCACUAUACUAUUUAUCCCCGGGAUAAGGACAAGCGAUGGGAAGGAGUGAACAUGGAGAGGUUUGCAGAAGAAGCAGAUGUAGUUAUAGUUGGCGCAGGCCCUGCAGGACUCUCUGCAGCUGUUCGUCUAAAGCAAUUGGCUACUAAACAUGAAAAGGACAUCCGUGUGUGUCUAGUAGAGAAAGCCGCUCAAAUAGGAGCUCAUACUCUCUCAGGGGCUUGCCUUGAUCCACGUGCUUUUGAAGAAUUAUUCCCAGACUGGAAGGAAAAGGGAGCUCCACUUAACACUCCUGUAACAGAAGACAGAUUUGGAAUUUUAACAAAGAAAUACAGAAUUCCUGUGCCAAUUCUUCCAGGUCUUCCAAUGAAUAAUCAUGGCAAUUACAUUGUACGCUUGGGACAUUUAGUGAGCUGGAUGGGAGAACAAGCAGAAGCCCUUGGUGUUGAAGUAUACCCUGGUUAUGCUGCUGCUGAGGUACUUUUUCACGAAGAUAGCAGUGUAAAAGGAAUUGCCACUAACGAUGUAGGGAUACAAAAGGAUGGUGCACCAAAGACAACAUUUGAGAGAGGACUAGAACUACAUGCAAAAGUCACAGUUUUUGCAGAGGGGUGCCAUGGACAUCUAGCCAAGCAAUUAUAUAAGAAGUUUGAUUUGCGAGCCAAUUGUGAUCCCCAGACCUAUGGAAUUGGACUGAAGGAGUUAUGGAUUAUUGAUGAAAAGAAGUGGAAACCAGGGAGAGUGGAUCACACUGUCGGCUGGCCCUUGGACAGACACACUUAUGGAGGCUCCUUCCUCUACCAUUUAAAUGAAGGCGAACCUCUGGUAGCCCUUGGUUUUGUGGUUGGUCUAGACUACCAGAAUCCAUAUUUGAGUCCAUUUAAAGAGUUCCAGAGGUGGAAACACCAUCCCAGCAUUCAGCCAACAUUGGAAGGUGGAAAAAGGAUUGCAUAUGGAGCCAGAGCCCUGAAUGAAGGUGGCUUUCAGUCUAUACCAAAACUCACCUUUCCUGGUGGCUUACUAAUUGGUUGUAGUCCUGGUUUCAUGAAUGUUCCCAAGAUCAAAGGUACCCACACAGCAAUGAAAAGUGGAAUUUUGGCAGCAGAAUCUAUUUUUAAUCAACUAACUAGUGAAAAUCUCCAAUCAAAGACAAUAGGACUUCAUGUACCUGAAUAUGAAGACAAUAUAAAGAAAUCCUGGGUGUGGAAAGAGCUAUACACUGUUAGAAAUAUCAGACCAUCCUGCCAUGGGAUACUGGGUGUAUAUGGCGGGAUGCUUUACACUGGAGUCUUUUACUGGAUAUUGAGAGGAAUGGAGCCGUGGACUCUAAAACAUAAAGGUUCUGACUCUGAUCAGCUCAAGCCAGCCAAGGACUGCACACCUAUUGAGUAUCCCAAACCUGAUGGACAGAUCAGUUUUGACCUUUUGUCAUCUGUGGCUCUGAGUGGUACUAACCAUGAACAUGACCAGCCAGCACAUUUAACCUUAAAGGACGACAGUAUUCCGGUAAAUAGAAAUCUGUCAAUAUAUGAUGGACCGGAGCAGCGAUUCUGCCCUGCAGGAGUUUAUGAAUUUGUACCUUUGGAACAAGGUGAUGGAUUUCGGUUACAGAUAAAUGCUCAGAACUGCGUGCACUGUAAAACAUGUGAUAUUAAAGAUCCAAGUCAGAAUAUUAACUGGGUGGUACCCGAAGGUGGUGGAGGACCUGCUUACAAUGGAAUGUAAACUGCAACUGAUUUCGUUUGCAGGCACGUUUGAUAGUUUCUUUAAAACGUAUGGCAAACUAACUUUAAAUGCUAAGAAGUCAACAGGUGUCAAAAUAUUUUACUGCAUAUUACUGAUCAGAAUGUUCAUAAAAUUAUCAAAGAAAUAAACAUUUUAUACUUAAACCUGAAAUUAUGAAUAUUCCUCCUACAUAAAACUUUACAAAUGAGGUAGCAUCUGCUUACCUCUAUAAUUCUUCAAAGAUUCAGUACCAAUAGCAAAUACACUACUGGCCUUUAAUGUAGAUUUGACUUGUCAAAUUCAAAACUUCAAAUAUAAAUGUAUAUUCUAUACCAGUUUAGCAUCCAGCCCACCACUUUUCUCAUGAAUAGUUUUACUGGAACACAUGAUACCCAAUGGUUUACAUACGGUCUGUGGCUACAACUGCAGAAAUGAGCAGUUGUGACAGAUGACAAUGGUCCACAAAACCUAAAAUAUUUACUAUCUGGCCCUUUGGAGAAAGUGGGUUGACCCCUGAAUAUUUUGUACAUAAGUACAAAACACCAGCAAAAACCAACCACAGAGAAAUACAUCAAAGAAUUGAGGGAAACAGUAUACAAACUUAAGCUUUAAACUGUUUAUUCAACAAGAUGUGUCUUCAGGAGUUUAGAAACAGGUACCGAGUUUAGAAUAACAGACACCAUUAUUCUUUGUGAUUAAUGCAGAAAGCCAUUUAAAAAAAAAUCAAACUUCACUGUAUUUUGCAACACUGUUUUAUUAAGAGUGAACUCUUUUCAGUAUUCCUGAAAUGUAAACAAUGGGAAACUGAAGUAUCAAAGGAAACACAUCAGGGAUCAUAUAUAACUGACAAAAACCUUUAAAUUUUCUUACUGCCUUCAUAUAACAAUCAAUGCAUAUUUAAAUAAAACUGAAUUUCUUACUAGGCAAACAUUUUUGCAUACGCUGCCUUCUCUUUAUCUUUCUGUGCUUUUAUCUUUUGUUUGACUUUCAGCAAUUCUGCCUGGAUAGCUGUAAAAUAAAUACGUAAUAGGGGUUAUUUCUCAAAACAUCCAAAAAAUUAGGAUGCCCAACAACUAAUGUUUUACAUAUGAUAGUUAAUUCUCCCCGUUGAUACAACUCUUCUCUGUAAAGUAACUGAGCUCAAUUAAUAGACUAUUUUACUGACAAAGCAAUCACACAAACACAAAAACCAUGAAACAUAACUUUAGAAGAUUGUCAAUUUGAGAGAAGUCUAACUGAAUUGUGUAGAUUUGCCUUCUCUCUCCCUGUGAGAGAAGGCAAUUAAGUGCCUCCCCUGUUUUACUUUAGCAGUGAGAGACUGAAGAUAUAUUUUAACAUCUAGAUCUCGUAUCACUAUUUGUAGCAGGCGUAUUUGAAAAAAACAAACUAAUUUUUGUCCUAACUUCCCAAAGCUUUCCUAAAAUACACAUCCAGUAACUAGAAUACUUGUAUUAUGGCCUCAUUCAGCUUAAGGAAUGGUCCCACACAUUAAAUUCAUCAUAAAUACUGUAUCUUUUACUGCUGUGCUUUCAACUAGAAUUAAAGUAAUAGGAACCAGAUCUCAAAUGAUAUGAGAGAAAAAUAUUUGGGUAUGUGAAAAUCAGUAUUCUGAAGAGUAACUAGAAUGUAAGCUCUUUUGAGAGCAGGGACCUUGACUUGUUCACUGCCAUAUGAUCAGUACCAAUAACAGUCAUUAUGUAGUAUCUGUUGAACAAAUAUCUAAGUGGCAAAGGGUACAAUGGUUCAUAAAGAUACAUUCUUAACAGGACAAAAUGAACUUUGACCAUAAAAAUUGCCAACUUACCUUUAUCUUCCGGUGCUAUCUCCUGAGCUUUCUUAAGAUCAGCCUUUAAUUGAAAAAAGACAUUUAAAAAAAUAUUAGAUACAUGAUUUAUGAAGGUGAUUGUCUAAAAAUAUUAAAGCUUAGAACAAAAUUUUA